Molecule: messenger RNA, 2317 nt
Organism: Camellia sinensis
Lineage: Eukaryota; Viridiplantae; Streptophyta; Magnoliopsida; Ericales; Theaceae
Source: RefSeq, a predicted model, not a curated record
UUCCCAAAAUUCAGUUGUCACUCGUGAGUUGUAGGGUUUCCUGUGUCUUCAGCUCACCCGAAGUUUCCGGAGUUACGUACGUAUAUCGUUUAUUACCAUUGAGGCGAUCCCCAAAGCAUAAAGUGGUAGACAGAGACAGUAUGCGAUCAAAAGAUCGAGAGCCUCGUGCCUUCUUCUAUCUACCUUCGUAGGUUCAUCACCAACUUCGAUCUCCGAAUUGUCAUCCAUAAUUGCAGCACCAGGGUGCUUAUUCAUCGAGAAAGGUUGCUGAUUUCCUGUUACACUGUGGAGCAGAAGGUUUGUUACUUAGUAACUUGAUAAUAGAUGACUUGGGAGUUAUGAGCUCAUCUUUUGAACAUUGUGCCAAUGGUUGUGAUAUAUGUAAUAAACAGGUGCAAGAGAAAUUGCUUUGUUUGAGAGGGUAAGAUGCCAUCUAAUUAUUUCUCCAGUCUAGGCACUGCAUUCAAGCGGGAAGUCCAGAGGUCGAUUGCAGGGAAAGAAGGUGUGCUCCAAGACUCAGUCAGAGUUCUUGUUGGCCAGGGAAAACUGUUUUUUGGCAGCACUAGGUUUUUCCAUUCCUCGCCAUUUUCAUCAUUUAGCGAUCUCCAUGUGCUUUUACGACCUGGAACUGUUGCUGCACAAUCAAAUUUGCAUUUAGUAAAUCGAAGGAAAAAUCUUUCAGUUGUUGGAGCACUUUCGCGCACGUUUUCUAUUCCGUCUGUGUCAGGGCCUUCAUUUCAGGUUUGUGGGUAUCACGUUGAUCGCCUACUAUCUGAAUCCAACCACUUUCCUUUGGGCAUAAAGUUUCAGAAGAUGCCAAUGGCAAUUUGUGGUUCUAGGGCUGUAUUUGGCCACUGUUUAUUGAAUAAUUUAACUUCAAAGCUUGGGCAUCUCACAGUGUCAACAAGUAACGCUGCUACGUUUUACAGCAAUAAAAGUUUCGACAGCUGCCAAAAAGCCUGCAUGAGUUUGAGAAAUAAGGAACAAUCCAACAGUUUAUUUCUCUAUGGAUAUUUCAUAUAUAAUGUCACGAAAAGGAGUGGCAACUCUAUUCCAUACUUGGGGUUCAGAUUGAAGGGCUUCCACAGCUCAUCACCUGCAAGUUCCUCUGCCAGGACUGCAGCUGAUGUGUCCUUUGACAACUCUGGAUGUGAGGAACAACUUGCAAGUGCUGCAGUUGCUUCAGAACAGAAGGACCUAGCAGAAAGAACACUGAAGUUAAUUUCAGGGUCAUUUUACUUGCCUCAUCCUGACAAAGAAGAAACUGGUGGGGAGGAUGCCCACUUUAUAUGUGCAGAUGAACAAGCAAUCGGCAUAGCAGAUGGUGUUGGGGGUUGGGCUGAUCUGGGUGUUGAUGCGGGACAAUUUGCUCGAGAACUCAUGUCUCAUUCAGUAGAUGCAAUUCAAGAGGAGCCUAAAGGCUCUAUUGACCCCGCCAAGGUCUUGGAGAAGGCUCAUUCAAGCACGAAAGCCAAAGGGUCCUCAACUGCUUGUAUCAUUGCACUCACAGAGCAGGAUCUGCAUGCCAUUAAUUUAGGAGACAGUGGGUUUAUAGUGGUUAGAGAUGGAUGCACCAUUUUCCGAUCCCCUGUGCAGCAGCAUGAUUUUAACUUCACAUACCAAUUGGAGAGCGGAAAUGGCGGUGAUUUACCUAGCACUGGUCAGGUCUUUACAAUUCCUGUUGCUCCAGGAGAUGUUGUAAUUGCUGGCACUGAUGGACUCUUUGACAAUUUGUACAACAAUGAGGUUAAUGCAGUGGUGGUUCAUGCCAUGAGAGCUGGCUUGGGGCCCCAGGUUACAGCUCAGAAGAUAGCAGCGCUGGCUCGCCAACGAGCCCAGGAUAAGAACCGUCAGACUCCUUUCUCCACAGCUGCCCAAGAUGCUGGAUUCCGUUAUUAUGGCGGCAAGCUUGAUGACAUCACCGUCGUCGUUUCCUAUAUUACCAGCAGCAGAAAUGAGUCUUCUCCUUCAGUUUGCGAGUCUGGUUAGAGACUCUGCCAGGUUUCUUGGCUUGAAUCAUCAAUCUGGUUGGCGUGUUCUGGUCUGAUGCUUAUAUGUGAUGAAGUUUAACCAGUCACCAUUUUUGUCUUUCUUUUGCUAAUGAUCCUCGUGUACUCUGCACUCUUGAACUACUACUACUGUACAUAAAUAGAUGUCAAUGUAUUCUAGGCAUUUUUGCAAGGAUGGGGUUUUAAGGUUUUGGGAACGGGGGUAGAUUCUUGUUGCCAACUAAUUUGACAGUGUUGUAAGAAACUCCUUAUGUAAAUUACUAGUAUGAAACCUAGGACAUGUUGUGUUUGGUGGACACAUUGAAAAU